Rhopalosiphum maidis (corn leaf aphid) is the source of this 671-nucleotide messenger RNA. RefSeq lists its product as uncharacterized. The coding region runs from base 149 to 523 and encodes 124 amino acids. The record is from RefSeq and is a predicted model, not a curated record. NCBI's taxonomy places the organism in Eukaryota, Metazoa, Arthropoda, Insecta, Hemiptera, Aphididae. The transcript has 3 exons.
CGGGCUUUAAGAGCUUUUCCGCAGACACACAGAAGCCAGUCGUCAAAAUCAAACUGACCGGAGCUUUGUUGUGUACUUACAUACAGACUAAAACUGUUAUUGAAAAAGACAAUUGGUGUAGUGGUUUGGCCCAAAGGCAUUAACCACUAUGGCAUUACAAUGGGUGUUAUUACUGGUGUUAGUAACCACUUUAAUAGCAGCCGAAAAGGGUUCAUACGACGAAACUGGCAAUGACUUGCUAAGAUGGUUGGAUAAUAGUGGAAGAGGUUUUGGUACAUGGAGAUCUCCUCAAGAAGAUGAUGAUGAAGAAUUAGAAUACCCGGCGAAUAUAUUUAAAAAUGAAAACAGAAAACGAGCACUGUCCUUUUUGACACAUUGGAGACCAUGGAAUCAGUUGAGUGGUAACGGCAGACAUGUGAUUCGAUCGCCGUUCAGUUCGUUUUUCCCGGAUACGGAAGUGCCAUCAAAGGGUAAUAGGCCAGUAGGACAACCACUUAGAUGGGGACGGCGUAGACGUCGAUAAGUCUUUACAUAUUUUUAACCGACAAUAAAAAUGUUUAAUCAAAAUAUACAAUUUAUAUACAUUUUUCUUUGUUCGAUGUAUUAAUGUGGUUUUGUUAUGAUUUUAUUCUCUAAAUAUGACUGCAAAAUAAAAAUUUUCAUUUUCUGGA